Messenger RNA from Polistes dominula (European paper wasp), 749 nucleotides. It is a transcript of the gene Sclp, whose product is annotated as leucine rich repeat containing protein 20 sclp. Gene Ontology annotation, molecular function: protein binding. NCBI's taxonomy places the organism in Eukaryota, Metazoa, Arthropoda, Insecta, Hymenoptera, Vespidae. The record is from RefSeq and is a predicted model, not a curated record. Gene Ontology annotation, cellular component: cytoplasm.
GCGUAAAAUGCAAUUUUGAUCUGCCAACGACAUCUUCUGAACGGACGUUGUCAAGGACGAACGAUGAACGAAUUUAUUUCCGAAAGAUCUUUACAAAAAUAAAUAUUUCUCACGAAUGUUUCCUAAGAGAAUAUAUCGGAUUCGAGAACUUUUCGUUGAACUCCCUGCAGUUAGUCGGUUUAAAACAAAAUGGCGAACGCUGUGACAAAAGUGAUAUUGCGAUGCGAAGAAGCACAGGAAAACGAAAAUUUGGAUUUGUCCGAAUGCCAGUUAAUGCAAGUACCAGAUGCAGUUUAUCAUUUGAUGAGACAUACAGAAUUGAAAAGAUGCGAUUUAUCUGGCAACGUUAUAACAAAAAUUCCACCCAAAUUUGCAGUCAAAUUUUCCCUCAUCACUGAACUUAAUUUAAGUCACAAUCAAAUGAGCAAAUUGCCCGAAGAACUUGCCGAACUUCAAGCAUUGGAAAGACUCAACAUUUCGCAUAAUACUUUUAUCGCUUUGCCACCCGUUACUUGUCGGAUACCACAACUUAAACGACUUCUUGCCAAUAAUAACUCCAUCAUCGACAUUGACGUUGAAAGAAUCAAACAUGCACCAGCGUUGGAAUACAUAGAUUUGCAAGCAAAUCCAUUAACGCCUAGGAUGCACGAUCUUCUGGGUACCUUGACACGUAUCAGAGUGGAAUUAACACCGCGACAAGUAGAAGAUUGGGAAGAUUUGACUAUUUGAAACUAAUUUGAUAAAAACAA